Molecule: messenger RNA, 1011 nt
Organism: Ostreobium quekettii
Lineage: Eukaryota; Viridiplantae; Chlorophyta; Ulvophyceae; Bryopsidales; Ostreobiaceae
Source: the annotation of a GenBank genome assembly
AUGCCCUCAAACAGCAGCGCCAAUCAGAUUCGAGGACAUCGGCGCGUCCGAGGGAAGUUGAUGCGAAUGCGCCAGGGUGAGCCCCCCCACGCACCCGGCGACGCCGCGCCCACCAGCCCCCGAGACGGCGGCAUGAAGGUCACGUUCCUGGGCACCGGCGUCCCCGUCGUCUCGACCGAGCGCUACGGCGCCGCGCAGGUCGUCAGCCACGGCGACGCCAGGAUCCUGAUCGACUGCGGCUCCGGCGUCACCCAGCGCAUGGUGGCCGCUGGCAUGGCGCCCCGCGACCUGGACGUCGUGCUGCUCACGCACCUGCACUCCGACCACGUGAUGGACGCCUUCCAGCUGAUCAUGUCCAGCUGGGUGGGCGGCCGCGAUCGGCCCCUGCCGAUCUUCGGCCCUCCGGGAACAAGGAGAUUCGUCGAGGGGCUGAUGGACGCGUGGCGGCCGGAGCUCGAGCAGCGCAUCGCCCACGUGGGUCCGGGGCAGUCCACCGCCGCGCUUCAGGCCGACGUGACGGAAAUCGGCCCAGGGCCGGUCGGGACGUUCGGAGGCGUGGAGGUGGAGGCGAUCGAGGUGGAUCACCGGCCGGUCGUGCACGCCUAUGGGUUCGCCCUGCAGGCCGAGGGCCAGCGCGUGGUGUUCAGCGGGGACACCAAACCUUGCAAGUCCCUGGCUUUGGCGGCCAAGGGCGCAGACCUGCUGGUGCACGAAGUGAUUGUCGCGACCGCCACGGCAGACUUGAUGCGGGCAAGCGAUUCCGCCGCGAAGAUCGUCGCCUACCACACGCGAUCGGAUGUGGUUGGGAAAAUCGCGGCUGACGCCGGGGUGGGGUGCCUUGCCCUGACGCACAUCGCGCCCCCCAACGUCGACCGCGGCCGGCUGAUGGACGACGUGGCGGCCGACUACCACGGACCGGCGUUCAUCGCGGAGGACCUGUCGACGAUCGACGUGAGCAGUCGCAGGGUGACGUUCGCCGGAGGCGCUGUCCUGGCGCUGGCCCGCAGGUAG